Molecule: messenger RNA, 1230 nt
Organism: Mus pahari (shrew mouse)
Lineage: Eukaryota; Metazoa; Chordata; Mammalia; Rodentia; Muridae
Gene: Znf683
Product: zinc finger protein 683
Exons: 4
Coding region: 1-1230 (409 amino acids)
Biological process (GO): cell fate commitment; regulation of transcription by RNA polymerase II
Cellular component (GO): cytoplasm; nucleus
Molecular function (GO): RNA polymerase II cis-regulatory region sequence-specific DNA binding; histone deacetylase binding; DNA-binding transcription factor activity
Source: RefSeq, a predicted model, not a curated record
AUGUGCCCCUUACCACCGACACCAGCUGAAUCUCCCUGGCUGGCCUGCCCCGAAAGCCUGGACCUAUGCCUGUAUGCCCUGCAGAAGACACCCAUAGGCGGAGCCCCACAGGACCUCAGAGAAGACGCCUCAAACAUUAGACAUCAGCCGCCAAGCUCGUACAAAGCCUCCACCAACAACGAGAAACUCACAAUCAAGGACUCACUGAACAGAGAGAUGGGAAACGAGCCAGAAAGAGGCGCCUACCCACCCCUCCCUCCUUGUACCAGCUCCUUCCCAGAUGCUGGGCUGGACAGAAAGAGCCUUAGUUCCUUAACCUUCUGGCCCUGGCUUCCUCCCACUCUCAUCUCCAAGGAACUCCCUAUCCACAUCUACCCCAUCUUCCCUGGGUACCCACUUCUGCCUCUUCCUUACCUAUUCACUUAUGGGGCCCUACCAUCUGCCCAAUGUCCAUACCUCUUCAUGCUGCCCCCACACUCCACAUACCCCACUGUGACUGGGCCCAGCUUGCUUAUGACAGCCAGUGGGCCUGGACCUCGUAUUCCCCAAGAGAAGACCCUGCUUCUCCACUCAGGAGCUUUCCAGAAUGCCGGCUACACCCUACACUGCCAGGUUGGGAUUCGGAGCUCUAGAGAUGCCUGGACCCCAGGACAAGCUGGUGUGGCAGCUCCGACAAGGCGGACUGUGCCAGGCUCCCGGGCGGGUGUCAUAGCCCUGCCCUACCCUCUGAAGAAAGAGAAUGGUAAACUCUUAUACGAGUGUAACGUGUGUGGCAAGAACUUUGGGCAGCUCUCCAACCUCAAGGUUCACCUGCGCGUACACAGUGGUGAGCGCCCUUUCCAGUGUGCCCUGUGUCAGAAGCGGUUCACCCAGCUGGCCCACCUGCAAAAACACCACCUGGUGCACACCGGGGAGCGGCCCCACCAGUGCCAGGUGUGCCACAAGCGCUUCAGUAGCUCCAGCAACCUCAAGACCCAUUUUCGGCUGCACUCAGGUGCCAGGCCCUCCCAGUGCGGCCUGUGUCCAAGUCCCCUCUACCCUAAGCUGCACCACAGGCUGCGGGCUCCUCAGCUCCGUGGCCUGGCCCACACCCACCUGCCCCUCGCCUCUCUCACCUGCCUUGCCCAGUGGCACCAAGGAGCGCUAGAUCUUGUGGAGGAGAAGAUGAUGGGCUGGACUGUGGACAAGGGGUCCUCGGAAUCCAGGGGAAAGCAGGGGCAGCCAGCUUGA